Messenger RNA from Scheffersomyces stipitis CBS 6054, 1488 nucleotides. RefSeq names its product UDP-N-acetylglucosamine--dolichyl-phosphate N-acetylglucosaminephosphotransferase (gene ALG7). Gene Ontology annotation, biological process: protein N-linked glycosylation; dolichol-linked oligosaccharide biosynthetic process. Bases 1 to 1488 code for a protein of 495 amino acids. Gene Ontology annotation, cellular component: membrane. The transcript has a single exon. Gene Ontology annotation, molecular function: UDP-N-acetylglucosamine-dolichyl-phosphate N-acetylglucosaminephosphotransferase activity. The record is from RefSeq and is a predicted model, not a curated record. Lineage: Eukaryota; Fungi; Ascomycota; Pichiomycetes; Serinales; Debaryomycetaceae.
AUGUUUCGUCUGAGACUUUUUCGGCUCUCGGUGCUCGUGGCUUCUGUUGCGCUCAUAACCCCCAACAAUCCACUCCAGGCUCUGGUAGCCUUUGCUGGGAUUGGGUAUGUAGUGACAGUUAGUUUGAUUCCACGAGUUGCACCAAGUUUUAUCCGUAUUGGACUCAAAGGGCGUGAUCUUCUGAAACCGCCUCCUGUUGACUAUAUCGCUGAGUCCAUGGGUAUCGUUUCGGCGGUGACCUACUUGUUCUUGAUGUUUGGGCUUAUUCCGUUUGUAUUCUUCAAGUACUUAGUUCUCUUCACGUCUCUUUCCAACGAUUCAAGUAUCUCUGAUAAUUACAAAGCCCAGUACCAGUCGAUAUCCAACGUGCGGUUGUUUCCGCACAACAAGUUGGCUGAGUACUUGAGUGCCAUUUUGUGUUUGCAGAGUACGACGCUUCUAGGGUUCCUCGACGACCUCUUUGAUAUCAGGUGGAGACACAAAUUCUUCCUUCCUGCCGUAGCAUCGUUGCCGUUGCUAAUCGUCUACUACGUCGAUUUCUCGGUGACGUCGAUCGUGGUGCCUACUUUUGUCACCGACUUGCCUGGUGGAGACUUGUUGAUCUACGUCCUUAACAGUGUCAUCCGCAUAGGCAAUCAUUUUGUUACGAAGGUCACGGGCUUGUCGUUCAGUACCUUGGCAGCAGAUUAUGAGGUACCUAAAGCAACUCCUAAGUUGAUCGAUUUGGGAGUGUUCUACUACGGCUACAUGUCUGCUGUUUCUAUUUUCUCACCAAAUUCCAUUAACAUCUUGGCUGGGAUUAACGGUUUAGAAGUGGGCCAAUCAAUUGUUCUUGGCUUGAUUGUCCUCGUCAACGACGCUUGCUACUUGCUCUCCGACAACAUCUCAGGGGAAGCGUACGACUUCCACUUAUUUUCGGUGAUAUUCAUCGUACCCUUUAUGGGUGUAUCGUUGGGGCUUCUCUCGUUCAACUGGUACCCUUCCAAGGUGUUUGUAGGUGAUACUUAUUGCUACUUCAGUGGCAUGGUGUUUGCAAUUGUUGCAAUCUUAGGCCAUUUCUCCAAGACGUUGUUGUUGUUCCUCUUGCCCCAGAUUCUCAACUUUGUCUACUCUGUGCCGCAGUUGUUUGGCAUCGUACCGUGCCCAAGACACAGAUUGCCCAAGUUCAAUAAGGACUCCGGACUUAUGACCCCGAGCUACGGCGAAUUGAAACACAAGGCUUUUGUAGGAGUAGCCAUGCUUACGGUGUUGGAGAAGUUCCGGUUGAUCCACCUCAAGAGAGAUGCGGAAACUAAUGAGAUCAAGGAGUUCUCCAACAUGACCUUGAUCAACUUGUUCCUUGUGUGGUUCGGUCCGUUACGUGAAGACACCCUUUGUGUCGUGAUCUUGAUGGUGCAAUUGACUAUCGGCAUUGCCAUGAUCUUUGUAAGACACACUGUGGGACCAUGGAUGUUUGGCUAUGAUAAUUUGAGCUGGGGAGUAAAGUAG